CCUGAAUUUCUCCUUACCAGCCUCAUGACACUCUCCCCUUUUCCCCUCCCUCUUACACUCUCUCCUCAUUCAUCAACCUGUGAUUCCUUCCGUCAUCCUCCCUCAAUUUUCUCUCUCCUCCAUUUUCAUCUUCAAUUUUUCUGGUGACAGUUUUAAUGGAUACCACGGAUGAUAUUGCAGAGGAGAUUUCAUUUCAGACCUUCGAGGAUGAUUGCAGAAUUCUUCGUAGUCUUUUCAAUGAUGUUCUUCUCAGAGAAGUUGGCUCCGAUUUCGUCCAUAAACUCGAACGUAUUCGAGUUCUUUCCGAGAGUGCAUGUAAUAUGAGAAGUACUGGAAUUGAGGACACAGCUGAGUUGCUCGAGAAGCAGCUUAUAUCUGAGUUGUCCAAAAUGGGUUUAGAGGAAGCUUUGAUGCUUGGUCGAGCAUUCAGUCAUUAUCUAAAUUUGAUGGGCAUUGCUGAAACUCAUCACAGGUUACGCGAACAGAAAAAUGUUCCACAACUAUCGAAAUCAUGCGAUGAUAUCUUUAGUAAGCUGAUUCAGGAAGGAGUAUCUCCAGACGACCUUUACAACCAUGUUUCUCAGCAGGAGGUAGAAAUUGUUCUGACUGCGCACCCCACACAGAUUAAUAGGCGUACCUUGCAAUAUAAGCAUAUUAGAAUUGCUCAUCUUUUAGAGUAUAAUGAUAGACCUGAUCUUAGUCAUGAAGAUAGAGAGAUGCUGAUUGAAGAUCUGGUAAGAGAAAUAACUUCAGUUUGGCAAACAGAUGAGCUUAGACGGCAUAAACCAACUCCGGUAGAUGAAGCUAGAGCAGGUUUACAUAUUGUUGAGCAAUCACUUUGGAGAGCCGUUCCUCACUAUUUACGCCGUGUUAGUAAUGCUUUAAAGAAGCACACUGGUAAGGCACUUCCUUUGACAUGUACACCCAUAAAGUUUGGAUCAUGGAUGGGAGGUGAUCGAGAUGGAAAUCCUAAUGUGACUGCCAAGGUCACAAGAGAUGUGUCUCUGUUGUCUAGAUGGAUGGCUGUGGACCUUUACAUCCGUGAAGUUGAUAAUCUUAGAUUUGAGCUUUCCAUGAACCGUUGCAGUGACGCAUUACUAAAACUUACACAUGACAUCCUAGAAAAAGAAAAUGCAGCAAAAGAUAAGUAUGACAGCUGGAAUCAACCUAUACAGAGGAGUCAGUCAAAAUUUCAGUCAAUGCUUCCCACGAGAGUUGAUCUUCCUCCCACAGAUUGCAAUAAUGGGGAUUCUCAGCAUCCCAAACUGGAACUUCCUGGCACUGAUUACAUGCCACUGAAUCGACAGGACAGUGCAAGAAAGGCCCACAUGCCUUCUGUGGAGGAAAAUGGAUCUGCAAACACUCAGUCAUCACCAAUAUCUCGCAGCUCCUCGAGUCAGCUGCUAGCUCAGAGAAAGCUAUUUGCGGAGUCUACUGUAGGAAGAGCAAGUUUCCAGAAACUCCUGGAGCCAAGCCAGCCACAACAACCUGGAAUCGCUCCUUAUAGGAUUGUUCUAGGAAAUGUGAAGGACAAGCUUAUGAAGACCCAGAAGCACUUGGAGCAUCUUUUGGAAGAGCUUCCUUGCGAGGCAGACCCUUCUGAUUACUAUGAAGCAUGUCAACAACUUUUGGAACCCUUGCUUUUAUGCUAUGAUUCUCUGCAAUCAUGUGGAUCUGGAGUGCUAGCUGAUGGUCGGCUAGCUGACUUGAUACGGAGAGUCAGUACAUUUGGCAUGGUGCUAAUGAAACUAGAUCUGCGACAGGAAUCUGGCAGACAUUCUGAAGCACUGGAUGCAAUUACAAAUUACUUGGACAUGGGUACAUACAGUGAGUGGGAUGAGGAUAAAAAACUGGAGUUCCUAACCAAAGAGCUGAAAGGAAAGAGGCCUCUUGUUCCAUCAAGUAUAGAGGUUGCUCCUGAUGUGCAAGAGGUCUUAGAUACAUUCCGUGUUGCAGCUGAGCUAGGGAGUGAUUCACUCGGAGCUUAUGUGAUUUCAAUGGCAUCCAAUGCAAGUGAUGUACUUGCUGUUGAGCUUCUACAAAAAGAUGCCCGACUUUCUCAUAGUGGAGAGCUAGGGAGGCCAUGCAUUGGGGGAACGUUGCGGGUGGUUCCCUUAUUUGAGACUGUAAAGGAUCUUAGAGGAGCUGGAUCAGUUAUCCGGAAAUUGUUGUCUAUUGAUUGGUAUCGGGAACACAUCAUAAAGAAUCACAAUGGACACCAGGAGGUCAUGGUUGGAUAUUCCGACUCUGGCAAGGAUGCUGGGCGCUUUACAGCUGCAUGGGAGCUUUACAAAGCCCAAGAGGAUGUUGUGGCAGCAUGCAAUGAAUAUAAUAUUAAAAUUACUCUCUUCCAUGGCCGUGGAGGGAGUAUUGGUAGGGGUGGUGGUCCGACUUAUCUUGCCAUUCAAUCACAGCCUCCUGGUUCUGUUAUGGGUAGUCUCAGGUCUACUGAGCAAGGAGAAAUGGUGCAAGCAAAAUUUGGACGACCACAAAUAGCAGUUCGACAACUGGAAAUCUAUACCACAGCUGUACUACUUGCAACAAUGCGGCCUCCUCUCCCACCGAGAGAAGAAAAUUGGCGUAACCUUAUGGAGGAGAUUUCUAAAGUUAGUUGCGAGAAUUAUCGUAGCACUGUGUAUGAAAACCCCGAUUUCUUGGCGUACUUCCAUGAAGCUACUCCGCAAGCUGAGCUAGGACACCUUAACAUUGGAAGCCGACCCACAAGAAGAAAGAGCUCAACAGCAAUUGGGCACCUCCGUGCAAUACCUUGGGUAUUUGCAUGGACACAAACAAGAUUUGUCCUUCCUGCCUGGCUUGGUGUAGGAGCAGGUUUGAAAAGUGCUUGUGAAAAGGGGAAUGCAGAUGAAUUACGAGCAAUGUAUCAAGAAUGGCCAUUUUUCCAGAGCACUAUAGAUCUUAUAGAAAUGGUUCUAGGGAAGGCUGAUAUUCCUAUUGCGAAGCUUUAUAAUGAUGUGCUUGUAUCUGAGAGUAGGAGAGAACUUGGUGGGCAGUUAAGAAAUGAGUUGAUGAGUACUGAGAUGUAUGUGCUGGUUGUGAGUGGGCAUGAGAAGCCAUUAGAGGGUAAUCGGACAUUGAGGAAGCUGAUCGAUAGCAGACUUCCUUAUCUCAAUCCGAUAAAUAUGCUGCAGGUAGAGGUAUUAAAGAGGUUGAGACGUGAUCAGGGUAAUCAUAAACUCAGAGAUGCAUUACUCAUUACCAUUAAUGGUAUUGCUGCUGGUAUGAGGAACACUGGUUAGUUCGUUUCAGACACUAACCAUGUGGCACUAUAUAUACACUUUAUUAAGUACUCUAAGAUAAAGAAGAACACUGGCUAGUUCGUUUCUGCUGGUAUCAGGAACACUGGUUAGUAUGUUUCAGACACUUACGAAUGUAUGUUAUGUAAAAAUUAAAUCUACCUAUCUCGUAAUGCUGCUUGUUGCAUGAGAUGUCAGUUCAGUCUUCACUAUGACGAACGCCAUCACGAUCGAACAGGCACUAACUUUAGUUAUUUGAUGCCCUUGGAAGUGCCAUCUAUUCAUUCGAGUUUAAAAGAGUAAAUAAUGUUAAAACUCUUUAUCUGUUGAUUGUCAA
Molecule: messenger RNA, 3591 nt
Organism: Spinacia oleracea (spinach)
Lineage: Eukaryota; Viridiplantae; Streptophyta; Magnoliopsida; Caryophyllales; Amaranthaceae
Product: phosphoenolpyruvate carboxylase 4
Exons: 20
Coding region: 156-3257 (1033 amino acids)
Biological process (GO): carbon fixation; tricarboxylic acid cycle
Cellular component (GO): cytosol
Molecular function (GO): phosphoenolpyruvate carboxylase activity
Source: RefSeq, a predicted model, not a curated record